AUGAACAAAAGUAAAGAUUUACGAGAAGCUUUGGAUCAUUUAACAGAUUUAACAUUGUAUAAAAUAAGAACUAAUAAUUAUAAAAUGAAUGAUUCUUGUACUUUAAUGAAUAUAGAUCAAGAUGAUACUAAAGGAUGGUCUUUAUAUGCUACUAAAGGAAGUGCAGCUUUUGAUUUACGUAGUACCGAAAGAAAAGUAAUAUUGCCAUAUCAACGUAUAUUAAUUUCUACUGGUGUUUUCAUAUCAGAAAUGGAUCAAGAUCUUCAAGGUUUCAUUACAUCCAAGUCUGGUUUAGCCAUACAUAACGGUAUAACAGUAUUUAAUUCGCCUGGAAUUAUCGAUUCUGAUUAUAAAGACGAAAUUUAUGUCAUACUUUAUAAUUCGUCAAUUGAAGCAUAUACUGUUACUGUAGGUCAAUCUAUUGCACAAAUGACUUUUGUACCUGUAUUUUUUGCAGAAAGAAUUUCAUGGACAAUAGAUAAAAAUAAAAAUAGUCAAAUGGAAAUACAAUCUAUGUUAUCUGAUGAAGAAAGAAAGGGCGGUUUUGGUUCAACAGGACUUUAA
Messenger RNA from Hydra vulgaris (swiftwater hydra), 564 nucleotides. The record is from RefSeq and is a predicted model, not a curated record. Lineage: Eukaryota; Metazoa; Cnidaria; Hydrozoa; Anthoathecata; Hydridae.